Messenger RNA from Perkinsus marinus ATCC 50983, 180 nucleotides. RefSeq lists its product as hypothetical. NCBI's taxonomy places the organism in Eukaryota, Perkinsozoa, Perkinsida, Perkinsidae. The record is from RefSeq and is a predicted model, not a curated record. The transcript has a single exon. The annotation marks the transcript as partial.
GUGUAUUCAGCAUUCAUAUUUCAAGGACCACAGACUGCUAGAAGGCUUAAGGAUCAAUUAUCUGAUUUAUUAUUAAAGAAAGGAUAUUAUAAUAUAGAAGAGGCAAUUGGUGCCAAAUUUAAGAAGAAUAAUAAGAGAAUGAAGGAAUUCCAUCGUAAACGUAUACCAUUUAUAACAUAA